AUGGCUCAAUGCACUCCUCCCAAAAACUCAGGAUGGACAUUCUGUCCGAGCCUCGCAGCCUCCGCUCUAUUCACAGUCCUAUACGGAUUGAGCGCCCUCCUCCAUCUCUAUCUCAGUUUCAAAACACGCAAGAAAUUCUGCUGGGUCAUAACAAUGGGCGCCGCCUGGCUAACCGUCGGAUUCGCCCUGCGUACGAAAGCAGCACACCACAUUAGUGGGAUCGGCGACUUUAUCCCACAGAGCAUAAUCAUCUUCCUAGGGCCCCUCUGGCUCAACGGGUUCGUGUACAUGGUCCUAGGCCGGAUGGUGCACAUGCUGCUCGAGCGAGACCGGGUGUACAAUAUCGGGGCGCGCAGGUUGACGCUCAUCUUUGUCAUUCUGGAUAUCGUCGCUUUCUUCGUGCAGGCUUCGUCUAGUGGUCCGAUGAGCGAUGAUGAUCCAGAUAAAGCCCAGACGGGCGUCUAUAUCAUGAUGGCCGGUGUUGCCAUCCAACAAGCCUUCAUAACAUUCUUCAUCGUCCUCGCGACCCGAUUCCACUACAAGCUUAUCAUCGGGACGAGUCAUCAACAUACCGUUGCGACUGACAAGCAUACCGCCGUGAGGCCGGUUAUAUAUACCGUCCCUUGGCGCCGACUGCUGUAUGCACUUUAUAUAACGCUGGUGCUGAUUACAAUUCGGAAUAUAUUUCGUUUGAUUGAGUUUUCGGACGGGGUUCACGGGUAUAUUGCUGUUCACGAGGCGUUCUUUUACUCGCUGGAUGCGUUGCCUAUCUUCUGUGGACUUGUUGUGCUUGCUGUUGUGCAUCCUUCUUGUGUGCUGCAGGGACCGGAUAGUGAGUUUCCGCCGAGGGAGAAAAAGAAGGAUAAGAAGGAGAGGAAGAGGCGAAGACGCAGGAGUCGUGGGAAAGAGAGGGAGGAAGAAGCCAAGGAGCUCGCUGAGGGUCGAAGGAGUGAUACCAAUGUGUUUGUCUCGCAGGUGUGA
Molecule: messenger RNA, 981 nt
Organism: Aspergillus versicolor CBS 583.65
Lineage: Eukaryota; Fungi; Ascomycota; Eurotiomycetes; Eurotiales; Aspergillaceae
Product: RTA1 domain-containing protein
Exons: 3
Coding region: 1-981 (326 amino acids)
Cellular component (GO): membrane
Source: RefSeq, a predicted model, not a curated record